Messenger RNA from Annulohypoxylon truncatum, 4713 nucleotides. RefSeq lists its product as uncharacterized. NCBI's taxonomy places the organism in Eukaryota, Fungi, Ascomycota, Sordariomycetes, Xylariales, Hypoxylaceae. The transcript has 10 exons. Gene Ontology annotation, molecular function: protein binding. The coding region runs from base 1 to 4713 and encodes 1570 amino acids. The record is from RefSeq and is a predicted model, not a curated record.
AUGCUUCGAAGACUGUCGACGUUCAGGAGGAAACCCCGCGAUGAAACGCAGCCUCACCAAGCAGCAUCCGAAUCUCAAGGUUCUAACUCAAUAUCGUCUAACGUCUCAUACCCAAUUCAAGCAUAUGCGAUCGAACAUAGAGCGACCACUCAUUUCUCAACUGGUACGGCAAACAACAGCGAUGUCCAGUUGCGAAAGAAUAAUGAGACUGAGGCUGGGCCGCUGGGCCUAACUGUCGUAUAUACCCCCGAAAAUGUUCGUAAAGCGGACAUUAUUUUCAUACACGGACUCGGGGGAACCAGUCGGUGGACCUGGUCGAAAAACCGAGAUCCAGAUCUAUUUUGGCCAGCGAAGUUUCUGCCUCUUGAGUCAGACAUCUGCCAUGCUAGAAUACUAACCUUUGGAUACAACGCCAACUUCCGCAAAGCAGGAAGUGUGAGCACCUCCAUACUUGACUUUGCGAAAGAGUUAUUAUUCGAUCUAAAAUACGCCAAGGAUGAUCAAGGGGACGACUUAGAUAUGGGAAGUGUGCCUCUGAUUUUCGUAGUCCAUAGCAUGGGAGGUCUCAUAUUCAAGGAAGCCUACAUAGAGGGUCAAAACGACCCGGAAUAUGAAUCUAUCAUAAAGGCCAUAUCUGCAAUCGUCUUCCUCUCCACACCACACCGUGGCACACAUCUUGCUCAGACGUUGAAUCGGAUCCUACAGUCAGCUAUGAUCACGAAUCCGAAGCAAUAUAUAUCUGAGCUUGUGAAAAAUUCAUUCACCCUGGAAAGACUUAACGAGCAAUUCCGCCACAUUGCACCUCGGCUGGAUAUCAUUUCAUUUUAUGAAACUCGGCCUACUUCCAUAGGUCUGAUGAAUUUUAUGGUUUUGGAAAAAGACUCCUCUGUUCUUGGGUAUCCCGGGGAAAUUUCAAGGGCACUUGAUGCAGAUCACCAUAAUGUGUGCAAAUUCGGAAGCCCUACAGAUCCCAAUUACAUCGCCGUGAGGAACGUUAUCAAAUCACUUAUCGGCAAAAUAGAAUCAACAACUAAAGCAAAGAAAGAUGCCCCGUUAAAUAAAGACGAAAUGCGUGGCCUGAGGUCUCUACUGGCCAUCUCGGAGCUCCCAUUUGUCGAUUAUAGCUUUUUUAGGGACCAGUGGGAGCCUGGGACCUGUGGAUGGAUUCUUCAAGAUGAGAACUUUAUUGAAUGGGAUAGAGCCUCCGAGUCUGUGCCUUGUUUCUUAUGGUUGAGCGGCGGACCUGGUACCGGAAAGUCGGUGUUGUCGUCGUUCAUCAUUAACCACUUAGUAGAGCGUGGUACUUGUUGCCAAUAUUUCUUCAUAAGAUUUGGUGAUCAGAAGAAACGGACUCUGAGUUUCCUGCUACGGUCAAUUGCAUUUCAAUUGGCCCAAGCCGUCCCGAAUUUCGCGCGGAAGCUCCUUGAACUCAUUGAUGAGGGCAUUGACUAUGAGUCUGCGAGCCCUAGGAUGAUUUGGGAUCGCAUCUUUAAAGCUGUUCUAUUCAAUAUGAAGCAGGAGUUAAAGCCUUUCUAUUGGAUCAUAGAUGGGUUAGAUGAGGCACAUGAUCCUCGGGCAACUAUUAAGUUGCUUUCGGAUAUCUCUCGCUAUCCCAUCCCGCUUCGGAUUCUACUCACAGGGCGCAAAAUCUCGGAAAUCGGAUCUGCCUUUCAAAAGGUCCCAGGUUCAUUAACUGUUGGAGCCGUGACUGUCGAGGGUCACCUUGAAGAUCUAUCAUGGUAUAUCCGUCAAGAACUUGAUAUGCCUGGUAGCCUUGAUUUCAGAGAGAAUGUUGUGAAGCGAGUUGUGGAAGGUUCACAAAAUAGCUUUCUUUGGGUUCGACUUGCUGUUGAUAGGUUGAAUUCAUGCCAUAGACUCUCUGAUGUCGAGCUGGCGUUCCAGGAGUUGCCGGUUGGAAUGGAAGCACUGUAUGAACGAAUGGCAUCAUCGAUCGCACAGAAUCACUCGCAAGCUGACAGGGCUUUAGUGUCGAGCAUUCUAGAGUGCGUCGCUUGCUCGUUCCGUGAACUGUCGAUUGCAGAGUUACCGCAUGGCUUGGACGAAGAUAUAUCCGAGAUGCUAGAUUUCGGACGAUCGAUCAUAGAUCUAUGUGGUGGUUUCGUGACUAUUGACAAUAGCGGAAAUGUCACGAUGAUACAUCAUACUGCUCGCGAGUACCUGAUGAGCGCUGGCGAGAAACCAUUCCGCGUUGAUCCUGGAACCGCUCAUGAGCGCAUGUUCUUAAGUUGCAUGAACUGUCUUAUGACCGCGAACCUUCGAGACAAGAUAACUCAGAAUCAGACUCCGGAAUUUGUUGAUUAUGCUUCAAGCUGGUGGUCGCCACAUCUAAUCUCAACGUCACCCGGUCGUACACAGAUCAUUGAGGUUCUGAAGGAGUUCCUGACUAGCCACUGGGUUUUAACGUGGAUAUAUGUCAUUUCUAUUAUCCACCAACAACAAGUACUUAUCCAAGCUUCAAAGGAUCUUUCGAAAUACUGUCUGAAGGAGCAACAGUACGCCACAAAGCUAGGUGAUAACGACGUAUAUGUUACAGAACACGAGCUUUUCAAAAGCUGGUCUAUUGACUUUGUCAAGAUAUUAGGAAAAUUUGGUGCGAACUUGCGGCGAAACCCACAGUCGAUAUACGAACUCAUUCCUCCUUUCUGCCCUCGGAAGUCUUCGAUAUACCAACUAUUCGGCAAAGCAGAAGCGAGUAGCAUUACAGUAUCGGGAAUUUCUAUGGAAGACUGGGAUGACUCACUCGCACGUAUGUCUUUCGGGUAUGGAGACUACGCAUCAUCCAUUGCGGCAUCUGGGGCUCUAGUUGGUUUCCUUACCUCUCCAGGGGACGUCUUCCUAUAUGACUCUUCAACAUUUGGAGAGGUAGAGGUAUCCCCAAUCAAACACGGAGAACGUGUGUACAGAAUGGAACUUAAUAGUACUGCUACAUUGCUUGUUACUUAUGGAUAUCGAACGACAAAGAUAUGGGAAACAUCUACCGGAGACUGUAAAAUAUUGGUCAAUAACCUUGAGUCGCGACCCCGACCACUUUCCAUACUGUUUACCAACAACAGUAAAACUCUUCUUGUGGGACAUGACGACAGGAGGAUACACUCGCUUGACCUGAACCAACAAUUUCCCACCUGGGAGCUUGUCGUAGAGUUGGAAGAACCGGAGCUCGAAGGGCACUUUCUGAACUCGCCAAAUUACAUGGCUUUAAAUAAGGAUGCAACGUUGAUUGCCGUGGCCUAUCGUGGACACCCGCUGUCGGCAUUUGAGGUAGAUGGACCAUCACACAUAGGUCAUUGUUGGCGAACACGAAAACAAGUUGCUAGGGGCGAGGUGAUUGAUGCGGUCUGGCAUCCGCACGACCCUGAACUACUGGGUCUUUAUAUGGAGGGAGUUGUUUUCAAGUGGCGUCCGUAUGAAGACAAAGCUGUUGAGAUGUCUAUAGGGGCAUCUAAACUGGCAAUCAACGGAGAAGGGAACCUUUUCGCUACUGGCGAUUCGCGCGGAAUAGUAAAAGUUUUUACCACGUCCGGCUUUGGUUUGGUAUAUCAAGUGGCGUCCCUAGACAUUGUUCUAGGUCUAACAUUUAGUCCUGACAGCCAACGUGUCUAUGACAUCAGAGGAUCCUAUGGGAGUUUCGAAGAACAGGCCCGUCAAAGUGCCGAAAGUGGAAAUGGAACUGAGAGUUUUACCAGUAAUCCUUCGACUGGCAUCACUACACUCGCAGCCUCGCCCGCAGGACGCAUAUACAGCUGUGGAACGAAAAGGGGGCCGGCGCAUCUAUUUGACUUGCAUCAAGACAAGGUUUUCGACACCAUCACGCCUAAAGAUGCUUCGAGCAUCGAGCAAAUGAGUUGGAGUGAUGAUGGAAGGGUCUUCAUCAUAAGAGUCGCUAUGAACGGAAGCGUUCUAGAGCCGGCAGUGGAAAUCAAGGCAGAGAUUCCAAUGAAGAACAUAACGAAAGGGCCGAUCACACAAUUGCUUUUCCAACCUGAUUCAAGCUGUCUCUUGGUGUUUACAUCUAACACCGUUCAUUCCAUCUCGCUCACGUUAUUUUCAGUGUGGAUUGUUCAUCCUCAAGACCCUGAACUGAUCAUUGGGUUCAACCCUCAACAUGCGGAGAUUCUGAACUGGGACUUAAUUGAGAAGCAAGUCUAUGUCACAUGGCUGACGGGCUCCUCGGAAGUGCUCAAAGUUGAUAAAGUCAUCGUCACCCAAGACAAAAGGCACAUAUUGGAAAGGGCUCUCCAUUAUUUCGAAACGUCCAGAUUGUCAAUACCUCCAGAAACGGCCUCUAGAGUUGAACAGACCAAUGGAUCAAGGCCAAUACUUCCAGUUUCUAUUCCUCAUGAGAUGGCAUCUAAAGUCGCUCUUCCGCUCUCGUUUCAAUCAGAAGACCAUCUCGUAUUCCUGUCUGAAAAUCUUUCUAUCUGUUCCUGGCAAAUCCCUUCAGGCGGGCCUGUAUCCAUCAUAGAAUCAUUGCGUGGAUCUCGCAGCAAUAUAGCCACCGGAGCUUCAUCUACUUCUGGUCGCCAACAAACCAGCACUGCCCCUGGAAAGCGGGUGGAGGAGCUGUUCUCAUUGCCGGGGGACUGGAUUAGUAGAGACUGUCUCUCCCUGUGCGUUAUAUGGGGAAAAGAGGGAGCUUUUCUCUACCCGAGGAACGGAGAAGUCGCCGUGGUUAAAUUCGCGGCUUUGACUUGA